CUCGAGGAGUGCGCCCCGCCUUCGUGCUUGAGCUGGAGGCCUCUACCGCCUCCACACUUAAUUCCCAGCGCCCCAGGCCAGGGGAGUCACCGCCGGCAGGUGCAGCAGCACCUGGGGGUGCAGGGGCCCAGGGAGAGUCUGCGGGUGGCUGACCGGUGGUAGUGAGACACCGGGGUCCUCGGGUUCCUGACUUCUGCUUCUGACCUUAGUUUCCUUGUUUGUACGGCUUCCUAGGGUUGUUGCCCAGAGCAAAUGAACAAAUGCGUAUGUCGCUGGCAGCACACCGCAGACACUUGGGAAGGGGCAGGUUAUUUCCGCUUAGUGUCAACACCCCCUCAUGUGUUCAUGUAUUUGGUUGCUCGUGUCCCCCUCUACAAGGGAGGCCCCAGAAGACACGGGUCUGUCUUAGUCCACGCUGUUCAUGCUGCCUCGCCGGGCAGCUUUCUCCACACCGGAGACUCACGUUACAAAUGCACAGCUGCCACCACCGGCCCGUCGCAGGCUCGGAAUGCAGCUCUGCGCCUUUAAAUUCGGAGUGCGUCAACGAGUCCCGCCCCCGAGGGAGCGCACCGGUAGGAGAGGGGGCGUAGCUUGUCUGUCAUUGGCUGAGCCGAACAGUAUUUUGGAACGUGUGGGCUGGAGUUGAGCGCUCCCAUUGGAGCUAGGGCCUUCCUGUCUGCUUUCCUACGGGGUCAGUGGCCGCCCCCCGGACCGUGGGCGUUCGGUUCCCGGGUCCUUCGCGUUCCAUUCUCUAGCAGUCCUGGCUUGGGGACUGGGUGGACCUGCUGCGUCCUCCACUCGGUGCGCAGACUUCACGACGCAGGCAAACCAUGGCAGAUUUCUCCCAGAAGCGGGGGAAGCGGCGUGGUGAUGAGGGGCUGGGCAGCAUGGUGGACUUCCUCCUGGCCAACGCCCGCCUGGUGCUGGGUGUGGGCGGGGCUGCCAUGCUGGGCAUUGCCACCCUGGCUGUGAAGCGGUUCAUCGACAGGGCCACUAGCUCACAGGAUGAGGAUGACACCAAGGGGGACAGCUGGAAGGAACUGAGCCUGCUCAAGGCCACACCACAGUUGCAGCCCCAGCCACCCCCAGCUGCCCUUAGCCAACCUGUGUUGCCCCUAGCCCCCCUGUCCUCUGUUCCAGAGGGGCCUGCAGACAUUGGUCCUCAGGCUCCACCUCAGCUCAGCUCCCCAGCACUGCUGUGCCUGACAUUCCAGGAGAAGCUGUUGGCAUUCGAGAAGGACCAUGUCACCAUCCCCGAAGCCCAGGUGGCUUUGGCUAAACAGCUGGCUGGCGAUAUUGCCCUUGAGCUGCAGUCCUACUUGCGGAGCAAAUUCCCAGAACUGCCCUUUGGGGCGCUUGUGCCUGGGGGGCCUCUCUACGAUGGACUGCAGGCAGGGGCCGCUGACCAUGUGCGUCUCCUGGUACCUCUGGUGUUGGAGCCUGGCCUGUGGAGCCUGGUGCCAGGCACGGAUACUGUGGCAAGGGACCCUCGCUGCUGGGCUGUACGCAGGACUCAGCUAGAGUUCUGCCCCCGAGGGAGCAGCCCCUGGGACCGCUUCCUGGUGGGAGGCUACCUCUCCUCUCGCUCCCUGCUGGAGCUGCUCCACAAGGUGAUGGCUGCCUCCAUCAACUGGCCUGCUAUCGGCAGCCUGCUUGGGUGCCUGAUCUGGCCCAACUUGGCCUCCGAGGAGCUGCUGCUCGAGGUGCAACAUGUGCACCUGGAGCUCACAGUGGCUGUGCUCAUGGCUGUCACUGGGGCUGACGCUGACGGCCGCCUCCUCUUGGCCUGGCCCCUGGAAGGGCUAGCUGGUAACUUCUGGCUGCAGGAUUUGUACCCAGUGGAGGCUGCCAGGCUGCAGGCCCUUGAUGACCAUGACACUGGAACCCGUCGACGGCUGCUGCUCCUACUAUGUGGUGUCUGUCGUGGCCACUUGGCCCUGGGGCGGCUAGGCCUGAGCCACCUGACCCAGGUGGUCCUACGUCUGGGGGAGGAGGAUGUGGACUGGGACGAGGCAGCCUUGGGCCAGCGCUUUCUGCAGGCCUUGGAGCUGCUGCUUGGCAACCUGGAAAAGGCCAGCCUGCCCUGCCACUUCAACCCCAACGUGAACCUCUUCAGCAGCUUACGUGAGGAGGAGAUUGAUGACAUUGGCUACACGCUGUACAGUAGCCUACAGGAACCUGAGGGGCUUCUCUAGAUGGCUGGGGACAGGGUGGCUGGCAAGUUUUUUGAUGCUGGUGAGCUGUGCCUAACUCCUAGGGAUUUGGAGCGUGUGUCUUCUCUUACUUUUAGCCAGAAGAGAGUACGUUAUCCCAAACCAGGGUAUUAGUGUGUGCUUGGGCUGUGAUCGCCAGGAUCCCUGAGCACAGAGAGCUCAGGUCACCAUCACUUGAGUGCAGCUGGGUUGCCUCGACAACAUGGAGUGCCAGCCACACACACAGCAGCCUCCUCCUCCCUUUGGUGUCAACCCAGGACCUUGCGCUUGGUCCAUCAUCACCAGCAACAAAUCCACUGACCAGACAUGGCUCCUACCAUCCUAGGCAGGGAAGAAGGCCAGCUCCAUUUUUCUGCCGAUUUAACGCUUUCCUUGGGCACCAGCUCCAGGCAUCUUGAGGUGUGUGGUGCCUGGUAGUGUCAUGUGUUCUGUUCCCCAGGGGCUGGGGUCACCUGGCAUCGCCAAAGUAUGCCUUUUAGCUUGUUGAAGGAUGGUGUUCUCUUAUUCUCCUCAAGCAACAAGGUAGGAGCUCGAGGUGACUUGCUGCCCACCUGAUAUCUCAGGGGAAGGUCCCCUUUCCCUCCAACUAGGUGAGUUUCCUCUUCAGGCAGCUGAGGGCCCUGUGCUGCCUGCCUUGUCCACAGCAGGGGUGUCCCACUGUUGCUGCCCCUUCCCUGCUGGGGAGGGUGUGCUCCUCCCAGAGAGGCCUGGCAUGGCUUCUAGUGUGCCAAAGCAAGCUUUCAGCUGCCGUCUGCUCUGACUCAAGCCCAGCAGAGGUAGCGGGGGCAUAGAGGAGAUACCGCCUUCCCUCUCCACCCCCCAUCUUUGAAUCCUUCCUGCUGAAGCAAAACUAUGCCUUGAAGAAUGUGAACAAUAAAAGGAGAAAAUUCUAGUGUA
Nycticebus coucang (slow loris) is the source of this 3110-nucleotide messenger RNA. RefSeq names its product mitochondrial elongation factor 2 (gene MIEF2). Lineage: Eukaryota; Metazoa; Chordata; Mammalia; Primates; Lorisidae. The record is from RefSeq and is a predicted model, not a curated record. The coding region runs from base 831 to 2195 and encodes 454 amino acids. Gene Ontology annotation, cellular component: mitochondrial outer membrane. The transcript has 4 exons. Gene Ontology annotation, biological process: mitochondrion organization; positive regulation of mitochondrial fission.